Schistosoma curassoni is the source of this 248-nucleotide messenger RNA. Lineage: Eukaryota; Metazoa; Platyhelminthes; Trematoda; Strigeidida; Schistosomatidae. The record is from the annotation of a GenBank genome assembly.
AUCGAUAUAGUUGAUAUUAUUCAAAGACUAUUGAAUGAUAAACCAUUAGAAUUAUUAUUUCAAUCUAAUCAAAAGAAAUUCAUCUUCUAUCAUCUUGGCUCAUUUCUUAAACAGAAUAUCAUUCUAUCCAAUAUAACAACUAUACAUAAUAAUGAUAAUAAUCCUAUUGUAAAUGUUUCUAUCAUACUUUGUUUAUGGUCUAUAUGUUCCAUAGAUUAUUUAACUAAUGAAAAUGACCUAAUUAUUGG